This is a messenger RNA of Pseudo-nitzschia multistriata, 983 nucleotides long. The record is from the annotation of a GenBank genome assembly. NCBI's taxonomy places the organism in Eukaryota, Bacillariophyta, Bacillariophyceae, Bacillariales, Bacillariaceae.
AUCUCAUCAUCAUUUUCAUCACCGUUCGCAUUGCACCAUCCGCGUACUUUCCUUCUUUUAACAGGCAUACCUCCCAUAUCUCGAUACAGUUCAACGAUGAUUCGAAGUGGCUUCUUCCUGGCAUUAUUUACCUCCUCGGCCUCGGCCUUCAUGGCCCCCACCAAAAGCACACGCAGCUACGGUUCGUCUACGCAGACCUUUUUGUUCGACAAGAUGUUCGAAGAGGAGGGCAUGCUCGGAAAGGGAAUCACCGUUGGAUCGGUCCAGGUGGCCCUUCGAAGUAACGAUCGAGCUUCGGAUACUUCGAUCUUCGGUCUGCUGGAGGAUCACUCGAAUCUCGACAGUGACGCCAACGAAGAUCUGGCAAGAAUGGCGAAUGAUGUUUGUUUGGAUUUGAUGCGAAAAUCGGACGAUUGGGUUGCGGCUUGCAGCACUAGCAAAUGGUUCAGUCAGAACGAUGCCGGUAAGGCAGAGAGCUACUACAACGAGCUCGCGAACAACAUCGCGACCAAGUUUGACAAGGUAUGUGAAAGAUCUCGACCCAGGUUUUCGAGAGAAUUAUUUAGCAGCGAUCGAUCUGUCUCGGAUAUUGGUUGUCUCACGAUCUUGGAAUGAAUUCGAUCUGCUAUUCAGGAAUAUGUUCCGGAUGAAGAUGACGAGGAGGAAGGAGGUCCGACACUGGUCGUCGUGAGUCUCGUGUUGGAGAUUCAAGGAGAUUCAACGAAGUAAGUAUUAUUGUGCGGCUUGUUCGAGGCAGAGUCAACCAUAAAAUCGUUCUCUAUCUUUGUCACUCAUUGCUAGCUCGAUUUUCUUUCUUUCGCUAUUUCCUUUCGUAGAUUUGAUGGCGCAGGCUAUUCUAUUGCGCAAACAAAAGAAGUCUUAUCAAGUAUUGGGAGUGAUUGCCUGAUCGACGACGGAUAUUGUGUCAACGCGGUGGAGGCAUUAUGGACACCAAGUGAGCGAAAUGAAGUCAUGUCGAAAAA